Molecule: messenger RNA, 999 nt
Organism: Procambarus clarkii (red swamp crayfish)
Lineage: Eukaryota; Metazoa; Arthropoda; Malacostraca; Decapoda; Cambaridae
Source: RefSeq, a predicted model, not a curated record
AUGGGGUCGUGUCGUGACACUCGGUCUCCUGGUGGAUCACGUUGUGAUGGGGUCGUGACGUGUACACUCGGUCUCCUGGUGGACCACUUCAGUUUCAAUAUGUUUGGAGAGCCGCUGCAGCCACGGCCUUUCAACACCCACUACCGCUGCUACUCUGUCUCCAUGUUCCCCGGAGACAAGCAAGCUGUGGAGAAAGGUGGCAGAAUUAUUAUGCCCCCUUCAGCUUUGGCUGUCCUAACACGUCAUACUAUUGUGUACCCAAUGCUAUUCAAGCUUACAAACCAACGGGCAAAUAGACACACGCAUUGUGGAGUACUGGAGUUUGUGGCAGAUGAAGGAAAAGUGUAUAUUCCCCAUUGGAUGAUGAGGAAUCUUCUUUUGGGUGAAGGUGAUCUUGUGCAUAUUGAAUCUCAGUCUUUGCCUGUUGCCACUUUCUCCAAGUUGGAACCUCAGAGUGUGGAAUUUCUUGACAUAACAAAUCCUAAGGCUGUCUUGGAAAAUACCAUGCGCAAUUUUGCAUGCUUAACCUUGGACGACGUCAUUGCUUUCAACUAUAAUGACAGAAUAUACGGGAUGCGAGUUCUAGAAGUAAAGCCGGGCAAUGCUGUUAGCAUCAUUGAGUGUGACAUGAAUGUAGAGUUUGCCCCUCCAAUUGGCUAUCAGGAGCCAGAAAGAAUAAAUAGUGCAGCAGCUAUGCCUCUAGAUGACAAAGAGGAAAUGAUUCCUAAACCCACAGGAUUUUAUUCGUUCCAAGGCUCAGGAAACAGAGUGGAUGGUAAAAGGAAAAACCUCGAGUUGUCUCAAGAAGAACUGUUAAAGAGGCUUCCAAGGCAGCGAGGAAUUCCUGAUUAUGAUUAUGAAGUUGGGUCAAUAAAAUUCUGGAGAAAAGCCACUAAAACAAAUGAUGUCGAGACUAAAGUUGAGAAACAAAAGGAAUUCGAGGCUUUCCAGGGUAACGGUACUUCCUUACGAGAAGCUAAACUAGAAAAUAAUAUGUAA